Molecule: messenger RNA, 8418 nt
Organism: Aedes albopictus (Asian tiger mosquito)
Lineage: Eukaryota; Metazoa; Arthropoda; Insecta; Diptera; Culicidae
Exons: 9
Coding region: 683-8161 (2492 amino acids)
Cellular component (GO): nucleus
Molecular function (GO): zinc ion binding
Source: RefSeq, a predicted model, not a curated record
GAUUGAGAGUUUAUGUGUUGGUGGCGUACAGAAAAGCAAAAGUGUAUUCAAAGUGCUCGUGAAAAAAUGUAAAAUCUACGGUGAAAAAGUGAUCAAAGUUGUUCAAAUCGGUGUUCAAAGUGUCGUUGGUGACCUGUGGAAGAGUUUCCGGUAAAAUUCUGACCGGUUGUGACGUGGGUUGAUGUGAAAAGUCCGUAAAAAGUGAACUGAGGUGGAGGCAAGUUUUGCCACGGUGUGGUUCAGGAUAUUGAACGCCUGUCGUUUUGCUGUGCUCUCUCGUAUGCCUUGUGCCGACGCACAAUCGUUACACAUGCUCAGCAGCAAGCAGGUAUACAAUCUACUACGAAGACGACCGGUUGAUGCUCUUCCCUCUGCUGUACGACGCCCGAGACAUUAUUGUCCUGCCUAGCGUUGUAGUGAGUGGACGGCCUGCUGCCGUGACGGUAGAGAGAGUUCUUCAGAAAAUGGAUCCGCAGGGCGUUGUAGAAGAUCCGCGGUAGACUCUGACUCAUAAUAAUAUUAUAGUUGUGUGGUGAAUUUCGUUCGCGUUGAUGGUAGACUUCAAGCCAGGCACUGUUUCCGUGUGUGUUUCGAUUCGGUCGUGCCGCUGCUGUAGAUACGGGGUCGGUUCCAGUGUACUGUACAUACCUAGUGCGAGAUAUUGAACGAUCAAGACAACAAAAUGGAUACUGGUGCACCAGCAGCUGCUGAUGCUGCUGUUACCGGAGAAGUGUAUGAAGAUAAUGCGGCGUCCAGUGAGAACCAGUCGGCGGCUGUGGACAAAAUGUGCCGCCUUUGCUGCUCGGAAGGUCAAGCGGACUUGAGUCUGCUGUUUCCAGACGGGGCUUCGUACGAAGCCAAUAAACUACUGCUCAAAAAGAUCUACGAGUGCACAACGGUUCAGAUCGCCAACGAGGGGGACGAUCAGAACGCGAUGAUAUGCGAGGCCUGUAUCGCAAAAAUCGAUGAUUUCUAUUCGUAUCGCGAGCAGUGCCGUGCCAAUGACGACCGCAUCCGUCAACGGGCUGGCCACCAUACUGCCGUGCCCGAAAUCCACAUCAAACAGGAGAAAGAUCUGCAGCUGGAGAUUAAUAUCACCGAGCCACCGCCGAGCUUGUCGGCAGCCUGCGAGGAUGGAUUUCAACAUCAUGAAGACUCAUCAUCGCAUCCCAGGCCAACGACGGCAACGAACGAGGUACAUGGAGGUCCGGAGCACGAUUCCGUGGGCAAAGAUGAAGACAGUCUCCUACAGCCUAUGGGCUCAAAAAAUCGCUGUCCUCCAGAUUUGAACGAUGAGCUUACCAUUAAACGUGAAGUAAUUGUGGACGACGAUGAGGUGUACUACAACAGCGAUGGUGAAGCUGUCAGUGUACCAGCACACCUCAAACAGAAUGCAGAAUCUCGCAAAUCAUUCGGCAUCGCGGGUGCCACUACUAGUGUUAAAAAGUCAAACUAUCGUAUAAUAAUGACUCCCACCAAUCGGGAACGAUUGGUGUAUCAAGGAUACCUAUAUUGUCGGCAUUUCAGUCGCCGAGAUGGAUCCGUCCAUUGGCGAUGCCGAUUGGGAGGUUGUCAAUCCGCCGUAAACCUGAACUUGGACGACACAAUAACUCCAGCCAACAACAAUAAGCAUAGUCAUCCUCAGAACGCUCCCUUGGAGGGAGACAUAGAAGAAGAACCUAGUCCGCUAUCAACUGAUAAUACGGCUCUUCUUGAAAGCUUUGGAAUUCACUACGGCGAUGACGACGCAGACCUUGACGAUUCGAGUGUUAAUCUGUCGGAGUUGACCAGUGUAGGCGAGGAUAGUCUACGAAUUGUACCUAAUAAGAAGAAAGGUGAAACCCUAGUUCAUCUAGGGUUCAAGUAUUGCAAACGGUACGUAAAAAUGGAUGGGUCGACGUACUGGAAGUGUAGAUCUAACAACAACAAGUGUACUGCUGGUUUGUACGUAUACCCGGAAGCCAAAGUGAGAUACCACGGUACGCACAAUCACGAUAAGGUGGUUGGAGAUGAGUCGGAAUAUGACGUGGACAGUACCAUGGAUGAUAGCCUGAUGCAACCGUUUACUAUAGUGGAGGACGUAGAGGAUGACGAGGAGGGAGAAGAGGACUAUAACGAUGACAUGGCAGCAUUGUUGACACCCAGUGUAGAAGUGAUGAUGGACGAAAGAAAGCAACAGGGUUCGGCCGACUAUGAGGUGACGACCAAUGUUAAGGGGCGGGAAUGCUUGAUCUACGAGGGUCAUCAAUACAGCAAAGACCGCGAGCGGUACGAUGGUGCGGUUCUGUGGCGAUGUCGUAGAAACUACGACAAAUGUCGAGCCGUUGCGAUCAUUUACGCCGAUGGCAGGAUUGAAAAGUCCGGCGAACAUCGUCACGAAACGGACAAACGAUAUCUGGAGAGACAAGAACAAGGGCUCGGAAGCCGAAUGUUCCGAAUUACGAAAAACCAAAGAGGAAACGACGCCCUUGUCUUCGAAGGUCACCGUUUCAGCAAAGAGUGGUCACGAGUGGAUGGUUCGAUUAUCUGGCGGUGCUCCUACCGAAGUGGCAUGUGCCGUGUCAAAGUGGUUCUUAACGCCGAAGCAUACAUUCAUCGUAUGGGCACCGAACAUGAGCACGAGCAUGAACAGACGGAAGCUCCCGUCACGGUCGAAUACAGCGAUGAAGACGUUGAGGUCCUCGAUGAUCCGCUGCUUACGCCAGCCCGAAGUCAACCCAAGUUGUCCCUUCUGCCGCAGAUUCCACAGUGUCCGAACUUCACAACGGAGCAGCAGAUGGCUGGAGGGUAUCGUAUCGUUAAGAAUCGUAAAGGCUUUGAGGCAUUGGUUCACGACGGAUACCGGUACUGUAAGGUACGUGUUCGGCAGGAUGGCUCUAUCAAGUGGCUGUGCAAAAUGAAUAAAAAGACCUGCCGAGCCGCGGUUGAUUUAUUCCCAGAUGGAUCUAUUGCAAAGGCGACCGAAUUUGACCACAACCACGAACGUCCUAACGAUAUGGAGAUAAUGGAUGAUGAUGAAGAAGGUGACAUGCCUGGACAAGAAAUUACUUAUCCCAUUGAUCCGGAGGUCUUUGGCAACAGUCAAUGGUAUUACGUCAAAAAUAGCAAGAACGGUAUCAGUAUGAUUCACGCUGGUUACCGUUACACCAAGAAGUGUGAACGUGUGGAUGGAACGUCGCUUUGGCGUUGCUCGGCAUCCCAACGAGGCUGUAAGGCCGGUGUCAUUCUGUUCCCCAACGAUACGUUGGCCAUGGUGGAAAAUGCCGAACACUCACACAAACCAAGUGAAAAUGUCAAACCAGCGGACUAUGAUCAGGAAUCGGAAGAAAUGGAUAGAUCCCAAACGGAUGUAAUUGACAUUAGCGAACAAGACGAUGCAGCCAAUGAUACCGACAUGAACAUGCACUCUUUGUUACAGACCGUACUUGGGGGAGAUGAUGUUCAUUGGAUGGGCGGCACUAGCAGCGAUGCGGCCGACAAUGACCAAGGAAAUGAAGCCGUGUGGUUCAACAGCUCUACGGAUCGUCCUUAUCCCCGACCACCGAAUGGCCAGCAAGCGGACUUCAGAAUUAUCAAAAACCGGCGCAACACAGAUAGUCUCGUCCAUCGAGGAUAUCGAUAUUGCAAGAUACGUGACCGAGUGGAUGGCUCCAUUUUGUGGACUUGUCAAAUGAAUAAGAAGACAUGCAAAGCGUCGGUCAACUUGACCGUGGAUGGUCGCGUCGAAGUGAUCAACGCAGGGCAUAACCACGGCAAAACCGACCGCGAUGAUGGUGAGGGUGAAGACAUUUCACAUGAUCAGAAUGUAUCCUAUGACAUCAGCUCUGACGUGGAUCUUACCACCGAAGAACUGCAAGAUGAACCGGAAGAGCCUGCAUCGCCGGAACCUCCGUUCAAGCAUCCGGACUACUACUACAGUGUGAAUAAGAGCAACAACGAGUGCUUGAUUCACAAAGGUAACCGGAUGUCCAAGCGCAGCGAAAGACCUGAUGGUACCACCACGUGGAGAUGUUCGAUGAGUGGCAACACCUGCAUGGCUGGAGUGAUAAUCCAUCCCGAUGGUACUCCGGAGGAGAAUGCCAUCAAGCAUAAUCAUCAACCGUUGGCCGAGUUGCCACCGGAAAUAGAACGAGCAGUGAAACCAGCACCACCGCCGCUACCACCUGUGCAACCAGUUAUCAGUGAACCGAGUACAAUCGGCGCCUACAAACGCCAAGGCGAUUCACUCGAAUGGAACGGAUUCCAUUAUCGUAAGAUUAAAGAGCUUCCGGAUGGUUGCAUUAUUUGGAUUUGUCUCGUAGACAGUUGCCGCGUGGCUGUUAAGAUGCUUCCUACCGGGAAACUAAAAAUGCUCAGCGAGUCCGAACACAACCAUACGGCUUCAGGUCAACCAUCUUCCAGUGCUCCCGCUAUAAAGCCAGCAGCGUCCACAUCUUCCACCGAAGGUAGAGGGCGCAGUUAUCGUCUAUUCAAAAACCAAAGAGGUCAGAUGACGCUACUCUACCAAGGCUAUCGCUAUUCUAUUCGCAACAGAAACCAAGAUGGAAGCUCCUCCUGGAAGUGUCGAUCCAACAGUAGCUGUCGAGCUAUCAUAUUCCUCAUGCCCGACGACCGGAUUGUACCAGGAAAUAAUAAUGCGGGUCAUAAUCACGAACCAAACUGGGAAUCUACCAAGAGAUUGGAAUCUGUGGCACCAACCCGGGUGAACCCUCUGUACGAUUAUUUGAACAUUAUCCCCGGUGGAAGCAAUAGUCGCCCUCCGUCGUCGGCAUCGAAGACCCAGGAAUCCAGCGGUGCUGCUUCUUCGAAUGUGGAUCUUGAUCAAACACCGCCGAAUGUUAACUACGGUAGGAAUGUGGUUGAGCAUAAGAACUACUUCUACCGCUUGAUCGUUCGCAAGAAGAAUGGGCGUGAGUAUUGGCGAUGUGUCCACUUCAAAUGCAAAUCCUGCCGGGCGGCCCUGUUCUGUCGGGAUAACGGUACCAUUGUAACGUCCACCAACGGCAAGGAACACAAUCACAAAAGCGGGGCCGAUGCCAGACCACUACCCUCAUCACAGCAUCAUGCGGUGAAUAAAUCAACGCCGCAAAUAAGCUUGCUGGAAGCAACACGAUCCACAAUACAACCAUCUCCAUUGGAGGAAGUGCAGCUAACCGAGGGAGACGAAGAACGAUACAUCGACCAUGGUGAAUAUGUGAUCGCAAAAAAUCGCAAGGAUCAAAACACGCUCAUCUACAAGGAUCGCCGGUACUACCUGUCGUACAACCGGAGCGACGGAUCGGCGGUGUGGCGCUGUGCUCAUCGAAAACGCUACAAAUGCUACGCCUACGUAAGGCUUCGACCGGAUGGACGCCUGUUGAGCACCGGAGAGCAAGACCAUUCGCAUUCGAUGAAAACCGAGUUCAAUCCUCCGACCGCCGAAACAAAACCGGUCAAGAAUUACAAAAUUGUAAAGAACCGUGUCGGAAACGAUAUUCUGAUUCACGAGAAUCAUCGUUUCCGGUUGAAUUACCAAAGAAACGACGGAACAACGCACUGGCGGUGCGUCUGGGCUAGAAGUAAUCACUGCUCGGCCGGUGUAUAUCUGUUUGCCAAUGGAGUUUUGAAGAACGCAGCAAACGAAUCGGCGAUCGUUCACAACCAUCCUCCGCCAAGUCAGGUGCGGAAAGCGACCAAUGUGAAUGCAGCAUUGGAACCUACGCCAGGUCCAUCAACCGUACAGCCAAGUUUCAAUGCCACUGAUAAGCGGACUAUUCCUGAAGAUGAAGGUAUAACAGAUUUUAAAUUUAUUCAGGAAGGCUCCAACAAGGUACUCGUAUGCCGUGGCUAUCGCUACUUCUACACGUGGGUUCGCAAAGAUGGUAGCAUUUACUACCGCUGUGCCGAAGUUAAGAAUCUCCAAUGUACAAUGGGCAUUUUACUGCUAACGAAUGGAAAGCUGGUUCGUGCAGGAGAUCAGUGCCAUAAUCACGAUCCUAGUCAGAUUGAAGAGGAGGAAGACAAUGAUGUGAUCGCUAUUUCGACGCCGGCGGAAGUAAUUCAAGUGCCGGACGAACCGCAAAUGGAGGAGGAAGUAAUUGAACAGUAUGCUCCACUGGUCAUACCGCAAGGUGGCGACAGUGACUUCAAAAUUGCAAAAACUUCACGCGGAGAAUCGUUGAUCUACCAGGGCUAUCGAUAUUGGGCGAAAAAUCGAUUGGCCAAUGGUAUAGUGUCACUUUGCUGCACCCGGAAGAAGAUGAAGAAAUGUCCGGCCAUGCUGCGUCUACUGACGAACGGCCGUAUCAUGGAUCCGGUAGGUUUCGGUCAUACUCAUCCACCGAACAUGGAUGGAGGUGGCGAUAUCUCAAUGUUGCAACCGGUGUCAGUGUCGGUCGUUCCGAAACAGAUGAUUCCCAAACCAGCGAUUAUCCCUAAAGAACCAACUUUCGUUGUGAAAACGGUUGUUCCGGCCUCUCAACUACCGGCGCUAACAUUUAACGAAGAAUCGGAAGACGACACCGAAGAAGGCGAAGAGGCAAUUCUCGGAUCGAAAAGGUAUACGUUCGUGAAGAGCUCGGCGCAGCGCAAUUUUAUCGUUUUCGAGGAUUUCGUGUACGACUUUGAGCAUAAACAACACGACGGUUGCGUUUUCUAUCGGUGCAAGACAAGCGAAUCCUGCCCGGCGACGCUGAUGUUGCUAAGCAAUGGCCGCGUAAUGCCCAUGGCCGAUUCGAUGCACACGCACAUGAAGCCCGACUUGAGGAUCUUCAGACCCGUUGGCCGAGGUUCCAAGGAAUUCAAAAUUGUUCAGAACAAAAACGGCAACAACAUACUGGUGCAUCGUGGCCAUCGAUACACAACUCCUCGAUCUAAGACUGACGGCGCCGGAAUAUGGUAUUGCCACACGUAUGUGUCGGAUAUGAAUCGACGCUGCUAUGUUCCGAUAGAACUGCUUCCGAAUGGACGGGUUGCUCCGGUGGGCGAUAAAAAACACAACCACAAUCCUCCAUUCAAGACGAAACCGGAACCCGGCGGCGCUGCUUACGAUUCCAAAGACAACAUCGUCAAACCGGAGCAUAGCAAUGGAACCGCCGAUAGUAGCAAGAUGACCAAUAAUCGUAUGCUGCUGCAUGGUGGCCAUAGGUACAACUUUGCGAACAAGCGUGACGAUGGAGCCAUUCUGUGGAAGUGCAUUGAAAAAACUUGUAAUGCUUCAAUGUAUCGCCUAACAGAUGGUCACAUUGUUAAAGGACCGGAACAUAAUCACGACCGAAUGGAGACGCUUGAUAAUUCUAUGAAACGAAAGCUGCCCAAUUAUGACAUGAAAUAUAAAAAUCCCAGUCCAAGUAUGGCCGACAGUGACACGAAAUUAUCGUCGACACCGGAACCGACUUCAUCUUAUCCAAGACCAGGUACAGCCGUGAAACCGAAUCCUUACAUUGGAAAACCUAUCAUCCAUGAAGGAUACCGUUACAUAUACUAUCUUACCCGGCGUGACGGUUCGGAACAUUGGCGCUGCAGUCGGAGACUGCCGAUGAAGUGCCGAGGUGGAUUAUUCAAGCAAACCGACGGCACAUUGAUCAAAUCCAAUGACGAAGGACACUCGCAUCCUCCGUAUAUCAACAUGGAUGAUUCGGUCUCCAUGUCCUGCACGAUAACUGAGCUGUCACAAGAAUCGUACGACGAUUCUGCCGAAGUUGAAGAUGUGCCGGAGGAGUCUUUCACCGGUGCGGAACAGCAGCAUCAGGCAUCCUUCGUUGACGAUGAGGGUUCGUAUGAUUAUGAGCUCAUCGAUGUCAAAGGCAAAAAACGAGGAAUGUACCUUAUCCACAAGGGCGCCAUGUUUGUGGCCGGCCACACCCGAAGAGAUCGAGCACGGUACUAUCGUUGUCGAACUGCCGGUUGUAAAGUGGCCAUGCUGCUGCAUCGAAAUGGGCUGUUGGUGCGUUCGAACGAACACACGCACGACUGCCAGAAUGCCGUUAAGACUGACGAACACGAAAAAGAAGCUGAAGACGAGGAAGAGGAAGAGCAGGAAGAAGACGAUCAUCACAUUGAGCCCAGUAACAAGAAACAACGAUUGGAAAACGACGAAGAAAGUUUGGAUGAGCAUCUGGCUGCGAAUGGAGAUGAAGAUCCUGUCGUGGAAGUGAAACAAGAACCAGCGGACGAGCACUAAAUCCCAUUCGUACUACAAGCACCGACAUAGUAGCAGCGCAUUUAAAUCAGUACGUAAGUAUUGAGCAAAGCAGUAGCAGUUCUUCUACUAUUCACACAAUUUACACUACUACAACUUACAGUAUCCAUAAGUAUUUAUCGUAUUGAUGUACACUUAGUUCGAACAAAAAGUUGAUGUAAUUUCAUGUAUUUUUUGACCUGAGAGCGCAGCAGUAGUCUUAAGGGAGCGUAAGAAAAGUAAACCAAAUAAUACUGAAA